Messenger RNA from Dromiciops gliroides (monito del monte), 1173 nucleotides. RefSeq names its product RNA binding motif protein X-linked 2 (gene RBMX2). Bases 91 to 1068 code for a protein of 325 amino acids. The record is from RefSeq and is a predicted model, not a curated record. NCBI's taxonomy places the organism in Eukaryota, Metazoa, Chordata, Mammalia, Microbiotheria, Microbiotheriidae. The transcript is spliced from 6 exons. Gene Ontology annotation, biological process: mRNA splicing, via spliceosome. Gene Ontology annotation, molecular function: RNA binding. Gene Ontology annotation, cellular component: U2 snRNP; catalytic step 2 spliceosome; precatalytic spliceosome.
UCGCGCUUGCGUAGACUCGGCUUCUUUGUACUGCGCAGGCGCGGUGCUCUAGGCAACCCGGAAAGACGACGCUCGGACAGGUCUCUCAAAAUGAAUGCCUUGACCAAGGUGAAGCUCAUCAAUGAGCUGAACGAGCGGGAGGUGGAGCUCGGAGUGGCCGAGAAGGUGUCCUGGCACGCCGAGUACAAGGACAGCGCUUGGAUCUUCUUGGGAGGGCUCCCUUAUGAAUUAACUGAAGGAGAUAUCAUCUGUGUAUUUUCCCAAUACGGUGAAAUUGUUAACAUUAAUCUUGUGCGAGAUAAGAAGACCGGGAAAUCAAAAGGAUUCUGUUUUCUUUGCUAUGAAGAUCAGAGAAGCACAAUUUUGGCCGUUGACAAUUUUAAUGGGAUCAAGAUAAGAGGAAGAACGAUUCGAGUGGAUCAUGUGGCUAAUUAUAGGCCCCCCAAGGAUUCCAAGAAUCUGGAUGAUAUAACCAGAGCACUCCGGGAGAAGGGCUGUGGGGUUAAAACCCCACCUCCUAGUUCAUCCGAAUCCUCUGAAGAUGAGACGCCUGUGAAGAAGCAUAAGAAAGACAAAAAAGAAAAGAAAAGGAAGAAAAAAGACAAAGAUUCAAGAAUGAGUGUGGAUAAGCAGGAAACGCCUGCAUCAUCUCGACACAAGACCAGAAAGGAGAAGGAAGAUGUUGGCUUUGGGAAAUCUGCCUCUGUAGGCCUUGAGAAGGGCUCCAGUCCAGAACGCCGAGAGGGCCGUAAACACGUAAGUGGCUCACCUGUGCUCUCCCGAGAUCCGCUUGAGAAAGCAGAGACCUCAAGGAAGGAUUCAAAGAAGGAUAAGCUGGGACAUAAGAAGUCCUCGAGCAGCUCCAGCAGCAGGAGGGAGAAAAAAAGAAGGGAGAAGAGCAAGCAUCGGGAAAGAAGCCGAAGCUCUGAGAAGCGCUCCCAUCACCGUGAGGAACAUUCUGAAAGCAGGGCUAAGAAGAGGCACAAACACAAGUCCCGAAGCAGUGGGAAGGACUGUCAUUCCAAGGACCGAGAGCCCUCUUAUUCAAGCCGACACAGGUCCAGUUAAACGUGGGGCUUAGCACAACGCAGAAAUGAAGAUUCGUUUUAAAAAAAUAACUCACCUGAGCUAAGCUCUUGUUAUUGUUUGUGUAAAUAAAGUCUCUGCACUGAA